Mollisia scopiformis is the source of this 1570-nucleotide messenger RNA. RefSeq names its product integral membrane protein-like protein. Gene Ontology annotation, biological process: pyrimidine nucleotide-sugar transmembrane transport. The record is from RefSeq and is a predicted model, not a curated record. The transcript has 3 exons. Gene Ontology annotation, molecular function: pyrimidine nucleotide-sugar transmembrane transporter activity. Gene Ontology annotation, cellular component: Golgi membrane; intracellular membrane-bounded organelle. Lineage: Eukaryota; Fungi; Ascomycota; Leotiomycetes; Helotiales; Mollisiaceae. The coding region runs from base 154 to 1434 and encodes 426 amino acids.
CGACCUUUGUCCUCCUCGAGUCACGGAUUUUGCAACAAAGAACCAACUCGUCGUCCAACUCGACUUCAUCCUCAAUACACAUCUUUGAUGCUUCUUCUGGCUCCUGGCUUCUAAUAAAGCUUUAUCAUUGCUCCUCGAGAGCAUAACGUCAACAUGACUUCCAAGGCCGUUAUCCCACUGCUAGUCAGUCUCAUGCUUCUGACGGGAGUCUGCAACACCCUCCUCACCAAGUACCAAGAUAACAUCUGCGUCCGCGACUGCGAUGAUCCCAACCCGAAGAACCGAAAGCUGUUCGAACAACCCGUCAUCCAAACAGUCCAAAUGUUCAUCGGCGAAAUGGGCUCGUGGCUCUUCAUCGGCGGAUUCUGGCUCUACAAGAAAUACAUUUCGAAAUCCUCACCCGCGGAAGAGAAUGGUUACGAACCUGUCAGUACCGGUGAGAAUGGCGGGGAUAAUCAUGAUACCGCCAGCAUACAUUCUACGACGCCGAUAAACCCCGCUGCGAAGGUGAUGAGCGCGCCUGAAGAUAGGCUGCCGUUGAAAGGAUGGAAAGUCACAAUGUUGGGUCUGCCGGCUGUUUGCGAUAUUUGCGGGACGACCUUGAUGAAUGUUGGUCUACUGUUCGUGGUUCCGUCUAUCUACCAGAUGACGAGAGGAGCGCUGGUUCUUUUCGUUGGACUAUUCAGCGUUAUAUUCUUAAGACGGACGUUACAUCUCUAUCAAUGGUUUGCACUUGUUACUGUUGUGCUAGGAGUAGCAAUUGUGGGGCUGGCAGGAGCUAUUUAUAAGGAUGAUAAGGCGGCUCCGACGGCGAUGUUGAUGGUUAGGAAAGCUAUUACAUUGGUUGCGAGAGAAGCAAGGACUCCGGAAGCUGUCAGGGCUAUUAUCGGUGUUUUCUUGAUUGCGGGAGCACAAAUCUUCACUGCAAGUCAAUUUGUUCUCGAGGAGUAUAUUCUUGAGAAGUACGCUUUAGAGCCAUUGAAAGUUGUUGGUUGGGAGGGACUAUUUGGUUUCUGGGUUACGGUCGCUGGGUGGGUGAUUAUGUUUCUGGCCGUGGGGAGAACGGAGGCUGGGAGAUUUGGAUACUUUGAUAUAGUUGAAGGCUGGAGAGAGGUUACACAGUACAAGAGUAUUGGCGUCUCCAGUAUUCUGAUCAUGAUUAGCAUUGGUGGCUUCAACUUCUUCGGAUUGUCCGUCACAAGAAGCGUCAGCGCCACAGCAAGAUCUACGAUCGAUACCUGCAGAACCCUGUUCAUCUGGAUCGUAUCUCUCUUCCUCGGAUGGGAAUCCUUCAAAUGGCUCCAAGUCCUUGGCUUCGCCUUGUUGGUUUACGGAACCUUCCUUUUCAACGGGCUGGUACGUCCUCCUCUAAAGAGAUGCAUUGUGAGAGACCCGGAGGAGCUACUGCCAGAAGAGCCCAUAGAGCACAUGUAAACACGCAGAUGAGUUAUGAGAAGUUUUAUCAUUCAUCAUUCAUCGGCGUUCGGGUUUCAGCGGAGUAGGAACAUGGGUAUGACUUGUUUGGUAGCAUAGGCUUCUUCUAUAGGCUGAUAGAAUACAUAUCUCAGCU